CGCGGACCAACACGCCGGUGGGACCAGCGCUGGGGACCCGCGCACUUAGUUGUUUGCAGGACUCUUUGGAUUUAGUGCCUUUAAUAACUGAAGCCGUCCAAGGUCGUGCAUAUAUUUUAACACACAAUGCUUCUUAAAUAUGUGGCACCCGUUUGCGAAUGUUGCAUAAAACGAAUCGAGGACUGCUUGCCUUGCUGUUGAUGGUGUUGGAGUGGACCCGGCCCGGCCUGCCGUCCCCGCUGAGGCCCAUCUGUGACCUCAGGGUCCUGAACCAUUUCAUUAAAGAAGCACAAGACGCAGAAGUCGCUAUGAAGUCAUGUCGAGAAGGAUGUAGCCUGUUAGAGUCUGUCACUGUUCCCCAAACCAGAGUCGACUUUGAUGUCUGGGAGAAGCUAAAUGGAUUAGAGCAAGCCCAGGAGGUGCAGUCGGGCUUAUGGCUCCUGCAACAGGCCCUCAGCUUGCUCCGGACCUCCGUCACCAACGCAGCGCUGCACAGCCACAUAGACAACUCCAUCAGAAACCUGCUCAGCAUCAACGCCGUGCUGCGCAGCCUCAACAUCCCGGAAUACAGCCCACCGACGAGUGCAGCGGGGCUCGAGGGAACGUGGACGGCGGCCUCUGCAACCGAUUUGCUUCAAGUCCACGUCAACUUCCUGCGAGGCAAAGUGCGCCUCCUCCUGCUGGACGCACAGGCCUGCCAGCAGGACGUCAGCUGAUCGCUGAUCUCACCAAGCCUCUCUCCCGGCGUCGGAGCUCGUUUGUGACAAGAGGAGGGACUCGACACUGUUGGACCUGCGGAAAGAAAGAAGGAGGACGCGGUCCCUCCGCUCGAAAAGGGGGAAUACCCGGGGAAAAAAGGAGAGGACAGUCCCAGCCGGGCUUUCGGAUGGACGGGAGAUGAUUGCACCUUGGAAGGUCGACGUGAGACACGGACACGGUGACGCGCACACUGACCAAAACGAGGCCUGUGGGAAGCACCGCUCCCAUCGCUGGUCUACUGGCACUCUCUUGCACUUUGUGUGUGGAUGUUCUUCUGUGUGUGUGUGUGUGUGUGUGUGUGUGUUAAUGCUGCACGUUUUGAUAUGUAUGCAGUGCGUGCAUGUGUGUAUGUCUGACCCCUACACUCACCUCUUUGAAGUGAAUCGUGGAGUUAAACACCCAGAAAAUAUUGAUCGCACCUGGAAAUCAGAGCACUGGGGGGUUGCGACAGGGGCGCCGUUUUCCACGACCGCUGCCAAAAGGCAAAGGUCGAAUGAGGCCUCAUCCCACGAAGCCUUUGCAACUAUCUGCUCUUGAAUAUUUUUAUAUAUUUGUACAAGUUGUGCAAUUGCUAUUUAUACAGGUUUUCUACUUUUAAGCUCCAGUCUUAGUGUUUUUUAGUGUCUGAUCUUUAAGGUUUCACCAUGUUCUCAGCCAUGCACACAGCCAUCCGCCUUCUGCCGUGUGUGCCAUGUAUCCAACUAUGAGAACCAAAGCAAUAAGAAGUCGGGUCACAGUGAAGCAGAGGUCGCAGGAGGUGGUCGGGGGGGGGGGGGAUCGCGUGAGACUUCGUUAUCUGUGUUUUGGUUGUUUGCCGAACCGACACUCGGCCAGGAGUCUCCACGCUGAUAGCCAGACUGACCGGACAAAGGGCCGUUUGCUGUAAUUGCAAAUUCUUUUCCAGGAUCUGACGUUGAAACCUUUUACUUGUUCGUCGUCAAACAGCAGGCCGGCAAUUAGUCAGUCACGGGAACUCGAGGCUUUCCAGACGACUGAUGCUCAACUCCUGUGAAGAGUUCUUCCUUGUUGUUUCCCGUAUUAUUAUUUAAUCUUGUUGUGAAAGCACAAGAUGCUAAGUGUGUUUGUACAUGUUGUCCUUCCUGUUAUUUGUGUUGUCACUGUAUUAUUUGCUAUUUAAAUACAAAAUAUUAUUCUUGGAUAAAGAAAAGGAUGGAAACACGA
Molecule: messenger RNA, 1941 nt
Organism: Pseudoliparis swirei
Lineage: Eukaryota; Metazoa; Chordata; Actinopteri; Perciformes; Liparidae
Gene: epoa
Product: erythropoietin a
Exons: 5
Coding region: 159-716 (185 amino acids)
Biological process (GO): nucleate erythrocyte development
Cellular component (GO): extracellular region
Molecular function (GO): erythropoietin receptor binding; hormone activity; cytokine activity
Source: RefSeq, a predicted model, not a curated record